Messenger RNA from Paramuricea clavata, 3738 nucleotides. The record is from the annotation of a GenBank genome assembly. Lineage: Eukaryota; Metazoa; Cnidaria; Anthozoa; Malacalcyonacea; Plexauridae.
AUGCGAAACCCGAGCUGGCGACAAGAAAUUAGUGUAAAGAAGACUGAGAUCGAGGCCCAAGAUCGCAGAGUCGGACACGAUCCCCCACCUCGUAACCCUACGAACUGGUGCAUUGUCCACCAUAAAGGGCACCCAUUAAGCAAAUGUAGAGCCUUCCAAGCCAUGCCACUCGAUGAAAGAACCACAAUACUAAGAAAGAACAGAGUAUGCUUUCGCUGUAUUGCAUCGUGCGAUCACCUCGCGAAGGACUGCAAGGCCAAGGUCAUGUGCACCGAAUGUGGAAGCAACAAACACCUCGCCGCACUACACGUUGACGGUGAGCAAAGGCACGGCGGGGAGCAGGUAGCAAAUAAAGACCAAUCCGAUGAUGGCGCUAACCCUCGACAAAACCAGCACGCGGGAGAGAUUACAAACAAAUGCACCGAAAUAUGCGGGAAUUCCCUCGGUGGGAAAUCAUGCUCAAAAAUCUGCCUAGCCAACAUAUACGUCACCGGACAUCCAGAAACCAAAGUGAAGGCGUACGUGGUAAUCGAUGAUCAGAGUAACAGUUCUCUAGCAAAAUCCGAACUGCUCGAUCGCCUAAACGUUCACGGUCAAGCAACCUCGUAUUCGCUUAGAACAUGCGCCGGAACAACUCAGAUUCGAGGAAGAUGCAGCAAAAAUCUCGUCGUAGAGUCUGUGGACGGUAAUAAAAGUCAUCAGCUGUCGAACGUAAUCGAAUGUAACGCGAUCCCUGAUUCUAAAGAAGAGAUACCUUCGCCAGAGGUAGCCCGAGCUCACCCACACCUACGCGAAAUUGUUGACAAAAUACCAGAGAUCCGUGGCGACGUAGACAUCCUACUGCUCAUCGGUCGGAACGCUCCUCCACUUCAAAAGGUUCACGAAUCCCGUAACGGACCUAGAAACGCCCCUUGGGCCCAGCGUCUUGAUCUAGGAUGGGUCAUCAUCGGCCACGCUUGCCUGGACGGAGCUCACACACCGAAGCCUUCCUGUUACAAAACAAACGUUCUCGAAAGCGGCCGACCAUCAAUCUUAUCACCCUGCCCUAAUCGUUUCCACAUCAAGGAAUACACGUCCACCGCUUCUGCCGUCCCCUGCGACGGAAACAACGACCAAAGGAAAGAGACAUUCGAAAACGGAAACUUUGACGAUGGCCUAGCAGCCAAAGUGUUCGCAAGUUCGAAGGACGACAACAAACCUGGUCCCUCCGUGGAAGACAGGAGAUUUGUCAACAUAAUGGAACAUCAAAUGGUCAAAAACGAAGCAGGGAACUGGGAGGCGCCACUUCCAUUUCGCAACCCGAUAUCAAGACUACCAGACAACCGCGAAGACACUCGUAAGCGUUUUAACUCCACAAGGCGGACUCUCGAAAGGAAACCGGAAAUGAAAAGAGACUAUUUUGAGUUUAUGCAAAAGCUCUUCGACAAUGGUCAUGCGGAGCCCGUUCCCGAGAGUGACAUAGCUUCAAAAGGACCACGGUGGUACCUUCCCCACUUCGGCGUCUACCACCCCCGAAAGCCUGAUAAAAUACGGGUAGUUUUCGAUUCAGCAGCCGAAACCAACGGAGUGUCACUAAAUAAGCUACUUCUCUCUGGCCCAGACGUGACGAACAGUCUCGUAGGUAUUCUCUUGCGCUUUCGCUGCAACACCAUCGCGUUCAUGACGGACAUCGAACAAAUGUUCCUCUCCUUUCUGGUUCGUCAAGACCAUCGAGAUUAUCUUCGCUUUUUCUGGCAUAAAGACAACAACCCCGAAGAAGAAGUGAUCGAAUACCGUAUGAAGGUGCACUUGUUCGGUAACACUUCCUCGCCAGCUAUUGCAACAUGCGCUCUUAGAAAGACAGAUCUCGUAGGAGAACCCAAGUACGGACCGGACGCAAGAGAGUUCGUAGAGAAGACUUUUACGUAGACGACGGCCUAAAGUCCGUUCCCGAUCGCGAGGGAGCCGUCGACCUGUUACGCAGAACCAAAACCAUGUUAGCCGACGCCAAUCUGCGCCUCCACAAAAUCGCGUCCAACGACCCUACGGUAACACAGGCCUUUCCCGUCGAAGACCGAACUUCCGACCUACGCAAUCUGGACCUUAUCGUAGUACCGAUUCAGCGCUCGUUGGGUGUAUUUUGGGACCUACAAGCAGACGCCUUUACCUUUCAGGUCGUCGACGGAGCCAAACCCUUUACAAGACGUGGCGUUCUCUCUGUCACCAACAGCCUUUAUGAUCGUCUCGGAAUCGCUGCCCCGGUCGUCAUCAAAGCCCAAAUCCUGCUGCGAGCUAUGACAACAAGCAUGAAACGCCACCCACUUGACGACUGGGACCAACCGCUACCUGAGCAAUAUAAAGCAUCCUGGGAAGCUUGGUGCAAAUCGCUCUCAGACCUAACCGAAGUCAGAGUCCCACGUACCUACGCAAGCUUGUCACUGUCUGAAGCAAGCCGUGUAGAAAUCCACACAUUUUGCGACGCCUCCACCGAAGCCAUUGCUGCUGUCUCAUACAUCAAAGUCGUCCUGAAAGACGGUCAAGCCCAAGUAUCAUUCGUGUUCGGCAAAGCUAAGCUGGCUCCGUCACACGCCACAACGAUUCCCCGUUUAGAGCUUUGUGCUGCAGUGCUCGGCGUAGAAAUUACGGAGCUGGUUAUCGAAGAGUUAGCAGUAAAACCACACUCCGUAACCUAUUACACGGACAGUAAAGUUACACUAGGAUACAUUCUUAACGAAACGCGCCGGUUCUAUGCGCGUACAAAGAAUACGAAGGUCGUCGUCACCAGAUCAGUGGAGAUACGUGGCAACUGACCUCAACCCAGCAGAUCUAGCUACUCGAUCGGUGAAAGCCUGCGACCUCAAAGACUCGUCUUGGUUGGCCGGCCCGAAGUUCCUCCAAAGCACAAGUUCCCUCGACGUUCCACCGGAGACCGAGACCUUCCAACCCCCACAAGAAGACCCAGAACUUCGUCCCGAAAUCACAACCCUCGCCACGAACGCAAAGCCCGGAGUUCAGAAAAACCUUGGAACUGAUCGCUUCCUACGCUUCUCGCGGUGGGCAAACUUAGUGAACGCAGUAUCGAAACUAAUGAUGGUCGCUCAGCAUCACCACCAUGACAAAGCGUCAGUCGGCAACGAAACUACGGUAAUCCAGGCACGAAAACGCGCACAGUUGUUGAUCGUAAGGAACCUACAGAUCGAAGCGUUUGAGGAAGAAUUCGAUUCCUUAGAAAAGAAAAAGGGACUGUUAAAAACAUCACCACUGUUAAAACUUAACCCAAUAAUCGACUCCGACGGUCUCUUACGCAUUGGUGGGCGUCUUAAACGAGCUGACCUUCCGUACGAAGAACGUCACCCCCUCAUUCUACCCGGGGAACACCACGUGACAAGUCUAAUCGUUAAGAACUGCCACGAAGAAGCGAAACACCAGGGUCGUCAUUUCACCCACGGCACGGUCAGAUCAAAAGGAUUCUGGAUCGUCGGCGGAAAACGCCUCGUCAAUCGCGUUAUCCAUCAGUGCCUGAAAUGUAAGAAACUCCGAGGCAAGCUUCAUCAGCAGAAGAUGGCAGACCUCCCAUCAGAACGCAUCACUCCAUCACCUCCUUUCACCUUCGUCGGACUGGACAUUUUCGGUCCAUGGGAAGUCACAGCUCGUCGUACCAGAGGAGGACACGCUUACAGUAAACGAUGGGCAGUAAUCUUUACUUGCCUUUCAACGAGAGCUAUUCAUAUCAAAUUAAUCGAGUAUGGACGCUUCUAG